CCACCGUAGGAGCCAGUUUGACUCUUCUCGCGAUAUUUCACAGACACCGAGAGAAAAAAAAAUAGUCGAAGUUGCGAUGCUAACGCCUUGUUAGCCUUGUUACUGACACUUUUCGCACCCGGCUGCAUGGAGGAGAAGACGGCUGACUGCUAUUAAGGCACAGUAACGUGUGGCCACGGAAGAGUUUUCAGAGAGGCUGAGGCUGGGAGCACCCCCUGCAGUCACCACCCCCGAUCAUCCUCUUCAGGGUGGAUUUGAAGAUGUAGCCAAGAGCGUGGGUGGGUCCUCUCUGUGUCUUCUCAUCGCCAGCCUCACUCUGGAGCACCCGACCAGGGCUGCCCAGUGCGUGACCCGGCCAUCCUCAGUCCGUCCCUGGUUGAAGCCCCUGCUUGUCCUCAGCGAUGCUGUUCUCCCUCAGGGAACUGGUCCAGUGGCUGGGCUUUGCCACCUUUGAACUCUUCCUCCACCUGCUAGCUCUGCUGGUCUUCAGCAUGCUGGUCGCUCUGCGAGCUGACAAGUUCACCCCGAUGCUGAGCUGGUGGCUGGUGUUCGUCCCGCUGUUUGCCGCCGACGGCCUCAGCACCUACUUCACGGCCAUAGUGUCCAUCCGUCUUUACCAGGAGAACGAGAAGCGCCUGGCGGUGCUGCGGCUCCUCUGGGUGCUGACGGUGCUGAGCCUGAAGCUGGUGUGCGAGGUGCUGCUGUGCCAGAAGCUGGCGGAGCAGGAGCAAGCCAGAGACCUGUGGUUCGGCCUCAUCGUCUCGCCGCUGUUCAUCCUGCUGCAGCUGCUGAUGAUACGAGCAUGCCGCGUCAACUGAGAGAAAAGCCUUUAGUGGUUGUGCUCGCACAUCAACAACAACCAACGACGCAGGAACGGAGAGCAAUCCUCAUCUGCUAUUAGAGAUUUAAAACAUAACGGUGGUGUCGUUUCUCUUUUGGCUCAUUGCCACCUUUUUUUAUCAUGCACAUGUUUCAGGUCUCACCAGAAUCCAGUUUUCCUUCAUUUGUAUUUCUAUUAUCUUCAGAAUCAACACACAUUUUCACUGCUCACUUAAGUUAGAGUAGUUUUAUAGUUUUUUUUUAAGUGGACAUUCCACUCUGUGUCGCUAAAAUCUAAAAUACACUCUAUGGCCAAAGUAUGUGGACACCAUGUCCAUAGAGAUUUGUGUAUGUUUAGUCUGGGGUGAUUCCUUUGUUCCAAUGAAAAAAUAUAUUAUUGCUGCAGUCUUGUGCCUCUUGUCCUGAGUUGACACAACAAUACCCCCAUACACAAAGCCUGCUGCACAGAGAAAUUGUUUUUCUAGUUUAGUUUUAGUGUAACUUCACUGUCAUGUUUAGAGCCCUCACCUCAACAUACAACACCUGUGGAAUGAAUUGUGAACCAGGUCUUAUCACCAGACAUCAGUAUUUCAGUAUGAAUCUUGGGGCUGAAUGGGGACAAAUCCCUGCAGCCAGGGUCCAACAUCUGGUGGAAAGCCUGGAACCGGAGUGAGACUGCUGUUCUAGUGUCACUGUCAACGCCAAUGAUUUUAGAAUGAUAGAAUGACCACAUACUUUUGGCCAUGUAGUCUAAACAUACUUAAUGAUACAUACAUUAGAGCUACAGUGCACCUGAUGUUGAUUCUGAAGACUGAAUGGAAGUGGAUUAUAACUAGACAAUGAAGACCAAUCAAUUACUUGUUUGUUGUUCUCUGAGCCCCCCUAUCCACCCGGAUGGAUCGUGGCAAAGAGUCAGAGCAGUAAAUGCGUGUUUUGGACACGGUGUGCCUUUUACAUUGUGCAAUCAAUGGUAGACAAUGAGGCAUGAGGAAAAUUUAGACCAGAGUUAUGUUUUUUAAUGCACAUGUGCACACAACACAUGUAAAUUUACUAAACUGGUGAAACCAAAAGGCUGUCUAUGCCCCAGGCACCUUUCUGUCAUGGCUAAUAGAGCUGAAGGAAACGCUGCAGCUGCUUUCCCCAGAGGAGGGCAUCACUCGCCAGCACAUUUUGGUUAGGUUUAUAAUCUUAUGUCUCACUUUGUUGCCUGUUGCUGGGAGUAUCGCUCACACAAUUCCCUCCCCCCCACUCGAGUCGCCUGGCUUGUCGGUUCCAUCACUGAGAACGUUCUGAACGGCAACAAGCCGGUUCUGAAACUCGUCAGCUCACAGGCUCACCCUAACGUAGAAGAACUGAAUGUGAUUUCUACAAGCAGUCAAUUGUGUUGCACACGUCUUCCCUUGAUAUUGCUGUUUAUUUGUACAAUAUGUAAUGUAUUAAAUCUGUUCAAUCCAUGUGUAUGUACUGCAUGUAUUUAAGGCCUCCAUUUUAAGGUCAUUCCUGAUGUGAAAUUCAGUGUAAUGUGUAUAUGUUGAUUUUUGGAAAGAAUUUCUUCAAAUCUUAUUUAUGUUCUUAUGUUCUUCUUAUGGCACCCUUGUUGUCAUUUGUAUAUACAUGUAAAUAAACCAUCCACCUUUAA
Messenger RNA from Larimichthys crocea (large yellow croaker), 2458 nucleotides. RefSeq names its product transmembrane protein 203 (gene tmem203). Gene Ontology annotation, biological process: intracellular calcium ion homeostasis. The transcript has 2 exons. Bases 402 to 818 code for a protein of 138 amino acids. Gene Ontology annotation, cellular component: endoplasmic reticulum. The record is from RefSeq and is a predicted model, not a curated record. Lineage: Eukaryota; Metazoa; Chordata; Actinopteri; Sciaenidae.